Drosophila pseudoobscura is the source of this 4231-nucleotide messenger RNA. Its product is annotated as probable helicase senataxin. Gene Ontology annotation, cellular component: cytoplasm. Gene Ontology annotation, molecular function: protein binding; RNA helicase activity. The transcript is spliced from 7 exons. The record is from RefSeq and is a predicted model, not a curated record. Gene Ontology annotation, biological process: nuclear-transcribed mRNA catabolic process, nonsense-mediated decay. Lineage: Eukaryota; Metazoa; Arthropoda; Insecta; Diptera; Drosophilidae. The coding region runs from base 431 to 3940 and encodes 1169 amino acids.
UGCUUAAGUCAAUAUGAGAAUAUGAUAGUCAUCGUUUAGUCCAUUUCUAGCAGAUAGUGUCAUCAACAGUAUUAAAUCUUGGGGAAAGUAACGGGAUCAUCCAAGGCAGUGUAGAGAGAGAGAUAGCGAGAAAAGCAAAUUAUCUAAAUAACAAAAUUUUAGCUAAUUUCAGGCUAUAUUUAGUUUGGUUUUGAAUUUGUACUGGAAGGAACAUGUUCAGUUGCUCACUUAAGUGAAUAACUCUUUUGUGUUCACUAGACUAGUGCACACUAGACAGCACUGACAUCGGAGCUUAGUCGAAUGCCGCUGUCUGUAUGCCAAAAAUUGUCGCAAGAAUUUGUUUGAGUUUAAGAAGAGUGAAAUUGGUCGCCAUUGAUCGCCUUGGAUUCUAGCCACCUAAAAUUGAAGUGCGUAAAUCAGAAAUAUCGCAAUGAGCUCUUGGUACUUGGAGCACGUAUUAACUGGGAAGCGAGUGGACCUCCCAAAUGGGAAGGUCACAAUUGGCCGCAACUCGGCCUGCAGCAUUGUUUUGAAUUAUGACUAUAUGUCGAGGCGGCAUGUGGAGAUUACUGUUAGACCGAACAAAGUGUUGGUCAAAUGCUUGAAUGCUGCGAAUGGUGUAUUUGUGAAUGGCGCGAUCAUUAAGAAGAAACUGAAGGGCGUGCCUGUACGUGAAGGGGAUUUAAUAUGCCUGGGCUGUCCAGCUGCGGAGAAGGUUUCCAGCCCCGCCUUCAGAUUGAAAAAGGGGCCAGUCAAGACGGGGGAAAUUGAGCAAUUAAGCGAUUCGGACGACGACUCAACUCCUCUGCCGGCUCUAAAGCCUGUUACUGAAAUUCCAAAUGUGGCAAACGAUAAUGCUGCCUCAACUGUGGCUGACAAACAGACGGAUGAUCGGAACAUCCACCUGCCAAAGUUGCCACAAGUUAAACCGGAGUUGGAAACGAUAACACAAGAUAUAGCAAACAUCUUUGGGGAGGCGGAUGAGUCCAUUAUAGGUAGUAUUCUGGAGAUAAACCCGUAUUUAUACAAUCAUUUGUUGAAAGAAAAGCAAGCAGUACCAAUCUCGAGGCUACAAGAUGGUCAAUUUAUUGAGCUGGAUGGGAAUGAGAACAAACCGGAGGAUCCGCCCUGUCCUGACAGCAGCACGCUAUCGCCCUGUCCUCCUCCUCCGUCGUUGGGGGACUCCGAUAAGCACAUGGCCAUGUCCCUGGAGGUCCGUCAAGACAAGGAGAAGACAAAUAAAAAUAGUUCGCCCUUGUCUUCGACUAAUGACGGUGACAUCAUUCAGAUCUCUGACAGCGAUGAUGAAGACCUCCACAGCCAAAAACUACCCGACAGCUCGUCAACGACUUGUCAAUUUCAUAUGAAGCCAACAAAGGUGCUCAGCAGUCUGGAUUGCAGCGAUCCCAAAUACUCCAAGCCACGCUGCAUUGAUUCCCGCUCAGAUGAGACGGACUGCACAUCGUCAUCGAAACGCUCAAGGUCUGUGCGCAGGUCUGAAGAAAAAGGUGUGUCAAGCUUAUCCAAGAAGUCCAAAAUUGUCAAGCCCGGAGAAUUAAUAAGUAUAGAUAUUUCUAUAGAGAUCGGGUUGAAAGCUACAAAAAUCAAAGCCCCUUUAAUGGAGAAUGCUGAGCCAAUGGAAUAUUCUUCAAUGAGGAAAGCUGGCACUACCUCAGUAAAUAUUAGGUCAAAAGAGAAUGAGCCACCACCUAUGCCAAAAGAAUAUCCCUCGAAAAGGGAGAUCAAUACUCGCCUUCGCAGCCGUGCCACUUCGUGCUACUACCCAAGACCCCAAGACAAACCUAACUUGGCAACACGCAAUCUCAACGGCAUGGACAUGAGGCGGAUUGAGGCUCCCUCGGUGCCCCAGUAUCGUGACAAACUGCGAGGCGUUUCGGCUGUGCCCAAAGAUGAUAAUAAUAACAAUGCCCCAUGCAAGGGGAAGCCCAAAGCGAAGGAUAUGUUAGAUGACGAAACGGAGUCGUUCGGAAAACUGACUGAGCAGAAGCCGGCCGACAGCACUUCCGAGCUGUCGGGCAGCAGGAAAAGAAAAGCCACAACCACUGUGCCAAGAGUAAGGAAUGCCAAUCGUGGUGCUUUCCUCACUGUGGGCAUCGAAAGACCCAACAUGGACUUCAAGCGAGUCAGGAACCGACGUGCCACUAUUUGCGCUGAAGGUUUCAUACAGCAGAUGCAGCCUACUGAUUUUCUGCCCAGUCGAAACGGUUGUCCGCCAGAGCGUAAAGAUGCCGAAAAUGCAAUAAAUCGCCGAACCAGCAAUCGCGUCACCUUUGCCAGCAUGGAGAAGGAUCUGGAAGAGAAGUUGAGGUUUCAGAAUAUGUCGAAGAAAAAGGGUGAUGAGCUGCUAUACUGCAGCACCUAUGUCGAACGACGUAAACAAUGGUCGCGCGAUCAGGUGAACGAUUCAGCGUCCUACGUCAAGAGCAUCCUCAAGUGGGCAAAUCAAUGGCUGAAGCAGCGGAAUGUAGGUGCCGUUGUCGACUCAGAUGUCCUGAAGCCCAUAGCUGACGAAUUCGAGACGGUCAAGCAGUACAAGAAAAUAUUUGUGCCAUUGAUGAAACUGGAUUUGUUGACCACCAUCAAAAGGGACUACAAGUUGAAGAGGGAGCCAAUUGAGGUGCACCUGCAACAUCCUGUUGAGAAAAUUGAUUCAUUUUACUGCCUGACUACGCGAGUGUUCACUAAGCCGACAGAAAAGUGUAUGCUCUACACUCUUUCGAGUGGCAAAAAGCUCAAGGAGACGUUCGCUAUUCUUCGGGGGCAAAGAACAGAAAAUGACCAUGAGCUGAUUUUCGAAAUCUUAACGGAUGGUAUUUCUCUGGAGACAUUUAAGGGGAUAAAACUCUUGACUGCCCGCCCGGUGGUGGACAACUUGGAUCUGGAACUGGGCGCCCUGCAAGCUGUGGAUCAGCUGUCCCAUUCGCCACUCCAUCGAAAGAUUAUCAAGCCCACCGAAAUGCUGAAGAAUACCCAGAUACCCGGCUAUGACACACCGUGUGUUUUCAAGGGUUUAGCCAAGCUCAACCCUCAACAAGAGGCUAUCUGCUCAAGCACGUAUCAACGCGUCAUACACGAUGAAAUUCCAAGCAUUACGCUUAUUCAGAGUUCCACAGACGCAGGUAAAUCCCUGAUUGCGAAUAUCAGCAUGCAGUGUCUGUAUGGAAGGGUAGCCAUACAAAAGGAUCGCAAGAUACUAAUCUGUUCCCACUCAAACACGGCCGUCGACUCAAUUGUAUUCCGUCUUCACAACGUGCAAGAAAAGUACAAAGUUCAUAUGCUUCGCUAUGGGCCGUAUGAAAAGAUGAAUACUCUGUCGCGCCAGUACUCGCUGGAGCGUAAGUACCAGAGUGCCGAGGCUCACAAAAAGAAACGAGUGCUUACCGAAAAGCGAGCGAAUCUCCAACAGAGGUACAAUGACUUAAAAGUGGAGGUGAACUUGAUGAAGAAGAAAAAGAAGCACGAUGGCCCCCGGCCGUUUGAUAUGUACGAGAAGAAGGUGAAGCAGAUGAAGGCCUUGGAGGAGCAGCUUAAUCCUCGAUUAACAUAUGCCGAAAAGCUCGAUAUUGCUAAAUCUCAUAUAGAAGCAGCCAACAUUGUGUGCACCACCCUCUCCUCGUGCGUGGAGCUGGGCAGUUUAAUUAACUACUUUGAUAUCUGUUUAAUUGAUGAGGCAACACAAUGCACCGAACCUUGGACCCUGCUGCCGAUGCGUUUCGGCAUUUUGCACCUGGUAUUGGUGGGUGAUACACAGCAGUUGCCUGCCGACGUGCUCUCCCAUAAGGCCGCCGAUCUCGGUUUGGCCAAAUCAAUGUUCGAUCGCCUCCAUCGGAGCCUGGACAAGCAAGAGGUGGACCAGCCGGAUGGCCAUCUGUCCGCUCUUCACUCUGAACACGCAGUGCGCAGAGAAAGAAUCGAGUGAAUAAUUGUUUAUUUUUUCUUCAUAACACUGCCAGGAAACUUCGAUCGCAUCCAGCGGAGCCUGGACAAGCAAGAGGUGGACCAGCCGGAUGGCCAUUUGUCCGCUCUUCACUCUGAACACGCAGUGUGCAGAGAAAGAAUCGAGUGAAUAAUUGUUUUUUUUUUCUUCAUAACACUGCCAGGAAACGGUCCACCAAAAAUAUAUUUUCAUAACUGUUAUUUUUAGUUGGAUUUAUAAUCACGUUCUCAUUAUUUUAUAAUAAAACUAUAAAACAUUGAUAGAGCACUUAAA